This is a messenger RNA of Pristis pectinata (smalltooth sawfish), 7462 nucleotides long. RefSeq names its product teashirt homolog 2. Gene Ontology annotation, cellular component: nucleus. Gene Ontology annotation, biological process: regulation of transcription by RNA polymerase II. Gene Ontology annotation, molecular function: DNA binding; DNA-binding transcription factor activity, RNA polymerase II-specific. Bases 452 to 3583 code for a protein of 1043 amino acids. Lineage: Eukaryota; Metazoa; Chordata; Chondrichthyes; Rhinopristiformes; Pristidae. The transcript has 3 exons. The record is from RefSeq and is a predicted model, not a curated record.
CCCAGUCCCUCCGGAAAAAAAAGCUGCCAGCCACCGAGCGACGGAGAGCAGCAGCCGCUCCGCUCCGCCACUGAUCAGCACCCCGCUCGGGGAGACGAGAGAGGGGGCGCGAGUGAGAGGCAGCGCCGGCAGCUUGUGAUCGUCAGCCUUGGGGGGGCGGGCGUCCCUGUACAGAUCCAGCGACCAACUCCCCCCGAUAGACACAUCCAUACAAAAAAUAUAUUUCAUAUAUAACAUGCAUUAUAUUGUAUAGAGAACAGCCACACGCACGUACAGACACAGUUACAUUCACACACACGCGCACACACACACACACACACACACACACAGAAACACACACCCUGAAAUCGGGGACGAGCCUCCAGCAAGUACCCACCCCCCGCCCCCUCAACCCUUUCCCCGCAGCACCUCUCACACACCUGAAGAAAAGUCAACUUGAAACUCUCACAGCAUGCCGCGGAGGAAGCAGCAAGCACCCAAGCGGGCAGCAGUGUAUGUCCCUGAAGAAGACUUAAAGACAGGAGAACUGAGAGAAGGAGAAGAUGCCAGCCCUUCUGCUGAGGAGUUACAAGGCAAUGGUUACAUGUGCACGGAAGAAGAGGAGGAGGAAGAGGAAGACAGCAAAGGCAGCUACAGCUACCAGAAUUCUCCAAUUAGUGCAAUAUCUAACCAGGAUGCAGAGUGCGACUCACACAUAAGUGAUACCAGUGACAGAUUGGCUGACUUUAAAAGUAUUUCUUCCCGGGAUGGGCAAGAAAAGGAAGAGGAGUCAAAUGGAGAGACAAAGAAUGGCCAGCAGAAUAGUUUAGGAGCAAUGAGAGCCGUUUAUGCUAGCUUUCUAUCUGAUUCAUAUUGGUCAAGUCUCGGCUUUGACCUCAAGCAAUCAAAGGCUGAAAGGACAAGUUGCAAAAGCAGCAAUGAAAGCACCAAAAGUAGUUUUGAUUGGCACCAAGAUGCAUUAUCCAAAACAUUUCAGCAGACGUCAUCUGGCAGACCAGUGCCUAAACCAAAUCUUUUCAGUUCAGUGCAGUUGUACAGGCAAAAUAACAAAUUGUUUGGGACAGUCUUCACGGGUGCCAGUAGGUUUCGCUGCAGAGAAUGUAGUGCAGCAUAUGACACUUUGGUAGAACUAACCGUGCACAUGAAUGAUACAGGCCAUUACCAAGAUGAUAACCACAAAAAAAACUUGGACCAUAACAGCAGUUGGACAAAGUCACGAAAACGGGCUUUGCAGGAAAUGGAUGGUAUGCAUGAUGCCCAGAAAGUUUUAAAGUGCAUGUACUGUGGUUAUUCAUUUGAUUCCCUUCAAGACUUGAGUGUUCAUAUGAUUAAAACAAAACAUUACCAGAAAGUGCCUCUGAAGGAACCAAUGCCACCUAUUGGAUCAAAGUUAGUCCCCCCCACUAAAAAACGGGCCCAGCAUGAAGUCAACCAGCCUUGUUCACCAGAUUCAACAACUGGAGUUGCAGGGACAUUCACAGGUGAAGCACAGAAGAAUUCAAACCCCUAUGUGUCAUCUAACAAUCGGUAUGGCUAUCAAAAUGGUGCCAGCUAUACCUGGCAAUUUGAAGCUUGUAAGUCUCAAAUCCUGAAGUGCAUGGAAUGUGGAAGCUCCCAUGAUACACUACAGCAGCUCACAGCUCAUAUGAUGGUGACAGGGCACUUUCUUAAGGUAACAAACUCUGCGUCGAAAAAGGGAAAGCAGAUUGUUUUUGAUCCUUUGGCUGUGGACAAAGCACAAUCUGUCACAGAAGCACCAUCAAGUGAAAUCCAACCUCUAGCACCAGUCAGCAAGUUGCCUCCAGAUUCUUUAACUCCAUCAGCAGUUGAAGAUAACAAAAAUGAAGAAGAAAAGCAAGAGAUAACAGAGGAAGUGGAGAAACCACCUAAAGAUAAAGACGAUUGCAAAGGUGAAAACCCAGAAAAGAUAUUUGGUUCCACACUUCAAUAUCAAUACAUAAGAGAAGAAGAUCUGGAGGAGAGUUCAAAGGGAGGUGGUGAUAUACUUAAAUCACUUGAAAACACUGUUACUUCAGCCAUUAACAAAGCCCAAACUGGGAGCCCAAGCUGGAGUGCAUAUCCCAGCAUCCAUGCUGCCUAUCAGCUUCCAGGGAUUAUUAAACCUGUGCAACUUGGUACUCAAAUAUUGCAAGUUAAGCCAAACCUGAAACCAAUAGCUCCAAAAGUCAGGUAUUUCUCUGUAAUUACAAGCAGCCAAAACCAAGCUGUUCAUUCCAACAAUGACCAAAUUAAGGAAGAACCAAUUAGCCCAGUUCACGAGCAGAUUUCAUCCAAGCUGGAAGAAAGCAAUAUCGAGAAAAAGGACCCAAAGUUAAAUCUGCAGUCCCCACUCACUUUGCCAUGUAAAAAGGAAAGUGAGAGUCCAAUAAAAACAGAGACUCUCAUUGAUCUCCCAAAGGCAGACUCACCUUGUUUGAAAGAUGCUGAAGAAGUGAAGCAAAGCUUCAAGAACGAGCCUGUAAAAAGCGAUACAGGAUCUCCAAAUUUUUCAUUAACCAAUGGAUGUUCUGGACUGACUGUCAUCACAGAUCACCCAUCUGAACACCUUUCUGUUAGCCCACUUAGUGCAUUGCAAUCUAUAAUGAAUACUCACCUUGGCAAAGCAGCCAAGCCCCUUAACUCAAACCUAGACCCUGUAACUAUGCUUUGUAGACUAAAUAAAAGCUUGUUGGAGAAAUCAGCUUCACCGCCAAGUUUAAUAAAGCCAUCUAAUGUUGCUGAUAGAUAUUACUAUGAAAGCAGUGAUCAGCCAAUAGAUCUCACCAAAUCGAAGAGUGGCAAAACCGUCCAAUCAAACACGGUCAAACCUCUUACUUCAAUACCUUCCAAACAUGCUUUAUCUGAUAUUGCUGAUAUGGUAAAGGUUCUCCCAAAGGGUACAACACCAAAACCUUCUACCUCAUCAAAGAUGACAGCAGAAAGGUUAGAGACUGAUGUGAGGAGCUUUGAAGAUGUGUCAAUGGAAUUUUUACCAGUUCAGAAAAGAAAAGGAAGGCAGUCAAACUGGAAUCCCCAGCAUCUUCUUAUACUGCAGGCCCAAUUUGCUGCAAGUCUGUGGCAGACAGGAGAAGGCAAAUAUUUAUUAUCUGAUCUAGGUCCACAAGACCGUAUGCAUAUUUCAAAAUUUACUGGACUCACCAUGACUACCAUAAGUCACUGGCUUGCCAAUGUAAAAUAUCAAUUGAGAAAGACAGGUGGAACAAAAUUCCUUAAGAAUUUAGACACAGGGCAUCCAAUUUUCUACUGCAACGAUUGUGCCUCCCAGUUUAGGACUCCUUCCACUUAUAUUGGUCAUUUGGAAUCCCAUUUGGGCUUCACUAUGAAAGAUAUGGCAAAAAUUUCUGUACAGCAUGCAAGAGGGGAGCAAGAAGUGUCAAAAGUAACAUCUGAGAAGUCAAUGGGACCAACUGUAGCAGAUGAGGACACAGGCAGCAAGUUCCAGUGUAAUCUGUGCAAUCGAACUUUUGCUAGCAAGCAUGCAGUAAAACUGCAUCUCAGCAAAACACAUGGGAAGUCACCAGAGAAUCAUUCGCAGUAUGUAACUGAACUAGAGGAAGAGUAGCAUCUCAAGGCAAAGAUAAACAAUGAUCACAAUCUGCAGUCAGGCAUCCUUGUCCAGGCCCUCCCUGCAUCACUUCAGCUGCGACAUUGAACUUCAGGUGCUCUGACGCAAAGAGCACUCAACUCCUGCAAUUACUCUUCAUUCUCACUAACAAUUUGGUAAUGAAGUAUUGAUUUUUCAGCUCGAUUCUUAUGGAUGUUAUUAGAUUUUCAUUGAUAAACUGUGCUUGGGCUCUCUACUCCCUGCUGCUUCUCUGCGGCACAUAUAACAAAGUGUUCUUUAGGGGAUAAUGGCUGGGAACAUUGAUGUGUUUAUUUCGUCAAUUGGUUACUCCUGAUGGCAAAAAAGGUACGAUUUUUCAAACUUUAAGCCCAAGUUUAAUGUAAAGAUACAAUCACAUUGGACACUAAUGUCCUUCCUGCUGAUGCUGACAUUGAAUUAUGGCUGAAUUGCGGCUGUGGCCCAUAGCCCUCUCUUUAUGAAGGAAGCGGUUUGUAGCCAGUACAGUUGUCAAUGUUGCACCUGGGUUUCCCACUCCAGUCUUAACAGCACAAGGGAUCAAUCUGUCUAACUAAGAAGAAAAAGACUGAUGAAGCAGUGAACGAGAUCCAGCCAGAGAAAAAAAAACUUGUACACUGUUUAUCAUCUGCUGCAAUAGUGCACAGAAUCAGCUUCUUUGUGGCUAGGAACAACACAGACAUUUUCGCUACCAGGAGGAUCAGUCUGCUGCCGUCCUUGUUUAAAAAAAUAGCCUUCUCUGACAUCCUACAUCACACCAAGUAUGAACCUACAGCUGAAGGAGAAAAAAAAAUUAUCACAAGGGAGCAGACAACCACAGUUCAAUCCUGUUAACUUCUUGUUUCUACAGACAGUGUGAGCUUCAAUGGUAGAGAUUGGAGGUAAAGGGAAUGCAUCUCCAUUUAUCCCUGAUAAAGUCGCAAGAGACAAAGUCAAAAAUGAGUGAUGUUUGCAGCUAGGGUACCGCAGGCACACACAUCAGGUAUUCAGUUUAUUAAACACUGCUGGACAAACAUAUCAGCUUUAUUAAUGUAACUUUUAUUUUUAGAAAGUUCAAGUACUUUUUUUGUAAAGGCCAACCAAUCUUUUACAAGUGAUUGUUAACCCACUGAGGUUAUGACAGUUCCCCAAGUUACAACACAAUUGGUAUUGAGGAUGUACAUUAACAAUCUAGUUUAUUGUAAAACUCGGAGGAUAGUCUGACUUCAUAAUGGCAGGUGCCCUCGGCUUGUGAGUUCUGUCGAGAAAAGGAGACUUUCUCUUGCUUUGAUACGUACAGGCAUGUAUUCCAUUUGUACCAUACUUUACUAUUAAUGACAAUUCAAAUUAAGGUUUUGGUCAGUUUUUUUCUGGUGCUGCUGCGUAAUUUGGUUUGAUAUCAAGUUGAAGGAGACAAGUCCUACCAAUAUACAUGUAGAAAAUAAUGUGAAAAAAUCUUUGUGUUCCUCAGUGGAUUUCUCAUGUAUUUUCACUGAUGAAGCCUAAGGAUUAAUUUAUUCCACAGGCCAAAAGGGGCAGAUCAGUAUUGCACAAAGAUUGCAAAUCAGUACACAGCCCAUUGCUUUCCUAUCUUAAUCACUUAAUUAAAAAUGCAUUUGGUAGCCUUAAUCUAAAUUCUAACUGCAAAACAAAAUUAUUAUGAGGCCAAAAGGACCUGUUGUAUGUGACUCCUAGCACCACUUGCCUCUACUGCUCACAUUUUGCAAUCUCAGAUCCAAGGCUUGCAUGGCAUACGGUGAAACUGUUUUAAUCAGCUCUCUCACACAGCUUAAUUGUUCAAUAAACAAACAAUAAAUAAAUUGUUAGUUUCUCAUUGCUAUAGUUUCCUUAACCAUCAAAAAUUUUAUCUGAAAAUAUAUAAGAGUCUACCAAUUUUAUCAUGUCCUUACUGUGGUCCUGGCCCAAAAUCCUGCUCUGGAUAUUUUCAGCUGUUUGCAAUUUGUUUGCCUCUUGUAGAAACUAUCCAAUAGUGAGAAUUGGGUGGUUUCUGCAAUAGAUGGUCAAUCCACAGAUUGCAGCUGAAAAUCUGUUCCGGCAUCUUCCUGGGUUGGAAGAACCAUGUAUGCUGAUGUUAAGCUUUGUCCAUGAAUAACCUUGUGUAAUCCCAGAGCAUUUUAUGCCUGGCAUCAAUGCAGUGCUCCUCCUGCUGCAUUCUAUUUUCUUUAUGUGCAGUUCUCAAUAUCAAUGUAAUUACAUGCUUUCAUAUUAUUUUGCAAGAGCUGCUGCUCUCUGGAUGUGGCCACAAAGAUUUCAUAUGCAGGAGAGCUCUUAGUCAAUGCGAGGUUUAUCAGUCGAUGUUCUCAAUCAAAAGAAACUCCUGGAAUAUUUAAGAGAGGGACUAUGUAAUGCAGAAAGAAAAUCUCCUCCUCAUAGUCACGUGGUCAGUAUUUCCUGCUGAACUGAGUCUGUUAUUCCACAUAACCUACAGCAUUCCAACUGCUCAAAGCCCAUUCAUACUAGAAGCGAAGUCCCAAGUAAUGACCGUUUUAUCGCACUGAUGGUCUCUACCCCUAAUUAAUCAGGAGUGACGCUACAAUGUAUUAAGACAUCACUGUACUUUUCAAUGUAUUGUAUCGCAUACUUCAUCACUAACCAAUUUCACCACACUGUUCUAGGAUCACAUUACCAGUCUGACAUGAUGAUAAGUGUCAAUUAAGUACAUUAGCUAUUGUCAAAAAUAACUUUGCAAUUUUAUUUAAAAGAGCCUGAUAGCAGAACAGACACAACAUUCAUAGCAGGCUUUAUUUGUUACUUACCUGUUUAUCAGAAAUUUAGUAAUGGGAAUAAAAGUAGGAAUCCCUGUGAAUGAUCUGCAAGCAAAACCACUUCACAUUAAUAAAAAAACUUGGUGCCAAAAAAUCCCCAGUCACACUAAUAGCUGGAAGCAUGUGACUGAAAUAUCUAUCUGCAGUGUUUGAUCAGUGCAGAACAGCUGCUCACUGCCUCACUAUUCCUACAUUUAUCACUUGAACCUCUUACCUGGUAAUCUUUUAGCAGGUUGAGAAAGCCAUUAUAAUUCAUCAUUUUUAAUUAGAUAUUCCCAAAUCAUACAAAAAUGUCCUCUAACUACUUCACUUGGCAGGUUAUCUGUAAACAUCUGAUUGCAUGCUUUAUAUUUGGAUACUCUGUACAAAAGCCACAUAAGAUUGAUAAUACAAUGUUAAGUCAGAAGCAGUUACAUGUAACUCCACACCACUGACAGCCCCAGCUGUGAAACUUUCAGUCCCUGGUAGUGUUGUCAUCCUAAUUUCCUGGCUCCCCAGGGUGCCUGUUGGAGCCAGCAAAAAUAUGAGAGUUUUCUGCCUUAUUGUCCUUCUGACCAACUGAUUGGUGGCUCAGUCCUAAGAGAAAUGUGGGGAAUGGCACUGAGAGGUUGCAGGUUUUCUGUUCGAGGUUGCCUGAUUACAUGACAUCAACUUUCAAACUCCUUUAACUGGAUAAUUUCAAUCUAAAAGUUCAGAUUAUUGUAAAGCUAAGUUGUUGCAGGUUUGUAAUAUGUAACCAAUAGCAGUUAUUUGUAUAACACGAUCACCCAAACUUUGUAUUACUUGACUUGGGUCAAAUGGAUUAAUGCCCAGAAAUUUCAUUCUCAGUCAGUGAUACUUAAAACAGCCGUGUGCUAAACUCCACUUCUGAGUUCAAUGCAACCAAAUCUUAAAAGUGGUGUAACAUUUUCAGCUGCUGGCAAAUAACAUAUUUUGGACUCCUGACUGGAAAUAAAUUUCUAAGCCUUUUUAAAUCAUAAGAACCAGGAGCAGGAGUAAGCCAAUCAGCCCCUUGAGCCUGUUCAGGUGAUCCAAUCUUUCCCAUACCACUUGACUCCCUUGUAGCUUAAAUGCCUUUUAAUCUUAGCUUGAAUAC